Molecule: messenger RNA, 1467 nt
Organism: Leopardus geoffroyi (Geoffroy's cat)
Lineage: Eukaryota; Metazoa; Chordata; Mammalia; Carnivora; Felidae
Gene: RD3
Product: RD3 regulator of GUCY2D
Exons: 5
Coding region: 454-1104 (216 amino acids)
Source: RefSeq, a predicted model, not a curated record
GAGGAGCUGUGGUUCCAGCCUCCUGAGACACACACACACACACACACACACACACACGCUCCACUAACACCAGCCCGGGCUGGAUCCCUCCUCUGGUCAGGGUUGUUUUCUCUCUCAGCACAACUUCCGAGAGACAGAAAGAGGGAAGAGCAUGAGGUAGCAGGCAGCAGCAGAAGAGAAAGAAGAAGAAGACGUUUAGAAUAUAGUCUUCCCUCCACCCCACCCUCCCCUGGACACUCUCUUCUCCCAGGCUGGGAAGCAGAAAGGCCCCCCACCAGAACUUUCACCUCCGGAGAGGGUGACCUCAAAACGCCAGGAGGGAUCUCUGAGCGACAGGAGAGUGUGGUGCCAUGGGGGCCAGAGGAGACUGUCCUCCACGUGGCCGCUGACAAAUGCCCCCUCACUUGGGGAAGGUGUGCACACAGUACUUGAUUAAGGCUUCUGAAUAAAUGAAUGAGGGGUCCAAGGAAGACGCACUCCUGCCCUGUCUCGGCAGGGCCUGGGGGGGCCAUGUCCCUCAUCCCAUGGCUUCGGUGGAAUGAAGGUCCCCCGCGGCCGUCAUCCCGGAGGCCGGCUGAGAUGGUGCUGGACACGCUCAUGAUGGAGCUGGCGGGGCAGAUGCGAGAGGCGGAGAGGCAGCAAUGGGAGCGCAGCAAUGCGGUCAGGAAGAUCUGCACCGGGGUGGACUACAGCUGGCUGGCCAGCACACCCCGGCCCACCUACGACCUCAGCCCUGGCGAGCGGCUGCAGCUGGAGGACGUCUGUGCCAAGAUCCAUCCGUCCUACUGUGGGCCCGCCAUCCUCAGGUUCCGGCAGCUGCUGGCCGAGCAGGAGCCCGAGGUGCGGGAGGUGUCCCAGCUCUUCCGCUCGGUGCUGCAGGAGGUCCUGGACAGAAUGAAGCAGGAGGAGGAGGCCCGCAAGCUGACGCGCCAGUGGAGCCUGCGACCCCGCGGCAACCUGGCGCUGGCCACCUUCAAGACCCGCGCGCGCAUCUCUCCCUUCACCAGCGACAUCCGGACCAUCUCGGAGGACGUGGAGCGGGACACGCCGCCGCCGCUCCGGACCUGGAGCCUGCCCGAGUUCCGGGCGCCCAAAGAGGACUGACCCGUGCCCUACCCUGCCCGGGAGCCGAGAACACCUGCGGGAGGGCAUGAUAGGCCGGUGACCGGGUCCGAGUCCUGGAACCUCCCCACCUGCCCUCGACAAGGGGCCCAAGAGGUGGCCCCGUCCCAAGACAGCCCUGUAAGAUGCAGCAACCCUCUGGCCCACACUCUGCCACCAGCCAUACGGCUCAGGGUCAGGGCUUGGAGCCGCAGCGGGCCCCCCCUUCCUCCCUUGCGAAAGUCGAAAGUCCGCUGCAGCGUCCCCUUCCCUGCCUCGCAGAGAUUCAGGGUUUUGGCAGACAGACCCCGGCCCCAUCUGUCCGGAAGGGGAAGAGUUGCCCUUUUUGCCAAGACCUGGGUUCUC